Messenger RNA from Thrips palmi, 3682 nucleotides. RefSeq lists its product as uncharacterized. Gene Ontology annotation, molecular function: protein binding; DNA binding. The record is from RefSeq and is a predicted model, not a curated record. The transcript has 6 exons. NCBI's taxonomy places the organism in Eukaryota, Metazoa, Arthropoda, Insecta, Thysanoptera, Thripidae. Bases 155 to 2248 code for a protein of 697 amino acids.
UUGCGAGUUUGCGCGAGUUGGGCAGGGCAGGCCGGGGCAGGGCAGGCGUGCUUGGUGUUGUUUUGCGAGGCGGGGCCGGGGAACCGGGGAACCGCGCCUUGGCAGUGGCCGUGGGCGCCGUGGGCGGGUUGCCGCGCUCAGGCCUUUGUUCGCCAUGAGUGCCAUCAAACACCGCGAGUACAUCUUGGAGGCAAUCGACCAGCUGCGCAGCCGGAAAGCGCGCCCUGACAGGGAGCGCAUCUGUAGCUUUGUGUCGAGGCGGUGCGGCGCGGACUCGCGCUCCACCAUCGCGGACCUGGAGCGGCUCGUGGACGAGCAGGACGUCAUCAAGGUGGAAUACAAGGGAAACUUCAGCUACCGCAACGCAGCCAAGUGGUCCAAGCUGCUGGUGCACAAGAGCCGCGUCGAGGUGGAGCUGAGCGACCUCAACAAGCUGGAGUCCUUGCAGGACGAGUCUGAGCGCAUGAGUUCCGUGCUGCGGUGCGCGAUCAUUGAACUAGUGAGCCGCGACGCGGACUACCUGGACCACGGCGUGCCCGUGUUCGAGCUCGAGCAGUACGUCAAGACCAAGGACAGCGAGUUCUUCUCGCGCAUCUCGUUCAACGUGCUGCUGAACCGCGAGGCCAAAUCUGGCACCGUUGUCAAACUCGAGAACGGCAACUACUUGCUGGGCCCGCGCGCCAGGGGCCGUGGUGGUGUCAGUGCCGGGUCGCGCGCCGCGUCAACAAUGUCUGGCUCCUGGUCAGGCUCCGGAUCGGGCAUGUCAGCCAGCGAGGCGGAGAUGUCCAACGAUGACCUCGACGACUCUGCGAUGCUCGACGAGGCCAACGGGGACGCCGUCAACGAAUCUCGCGUGAAAUCGCCGUCUUCGCCGCAACAGCCCCUGCCGCCACUGCCUCCACUGGUGCCGGCGCCGGCCGUGCUCAUGCAGAGGCGGAGUGUGGACGAGAAACGCGACGCCGACGGCGACGUCGAGAUGGCCCAGGAGCCGCCCCCUGCAGCGCAGCGCGACGAGGGCGACCAGGAUCACGACAUGGAGGAGGACGAGGACGACGCCGCGGCCGAGCCAGAGGUGGAGCCUGAACCGGACCCGGAGCCCCAACCUGAACCAGACCCGGAGCCCGACCCUGAGCCGGACCCGGCCAUGAACCACAAGGAACAGGAGCAGGAAGAGAGCACCGGGUACCGCAAGGGCGAACGCCGCAAGAGAGCAAAGAAGAAAGUAUUUGAUCCUUCUGACAAUAACCUGCCCAAGGCUAAGCGUCGUGGCCGACAGGCUGCUGCUGCUAUCGAAAAACCGUUGAAAGCAACUUUGGUUGUUAACCCUCCCACCGUAACGGCUUCUCCUGCCACACCACAUUUUGCCAACGGUUCUGGAAAUACCCGCACUGUUUUCAAUGGCAACAGAACUCCCAAUGGAUCUUCAGCACACAGAAAUGGAUCGUCAUUUCGGUCCAGCAAUGGUUCAGCUUCCUAUGAAAAUAAGGACGUCAAGGAUGUCAAACCACUUAUACCAUCUGGCAACAAGUUGAACUCCAUUGGCUCAGGUGCAGUACCUGUAUGUGUUAUUUGUAUCAACGCCAUAGUUGAUGGUAAAGCAAUACAGUGCAAAGAUUGUUCUCUAAAAGCCCAUUUCUCAUGUCUAAUAAAAGGGAACAGGGCAAGGUUCCGCCCCAACACCUGGCAGUGCAUGAACUGCAAAGGAUGCCAAAUUUGCUCUUUUACUGAGGAAGUUGGCACAAUAGUGGUUUGCACAGUAUGUGAUGAGGGGUAUCAUGUCAAAUGCCAUGUUCCAAAACCCAAAAUUCCUUGGAAAAAGUGGGUUUGUUUCCGCUGCUCACCCCCAGUUGAGCCAAAACCGCCGACCCCAGAUAAACCAUUAUCAUCUACAGCUCUCAGGCUUGGAGCUUAUAACGAAUUGACAGUUAGUGCAAUCAUGAAGACGCUACCUCAGUUGCUGAAACCGAAGAUAGAGGAAAUAGAAACAGAGAAUUCAAAGGUUGAUGAAACAAUUCCUGAUGCAUCGGAUUGGUCGACAGAUGAGGUUUACAAUUUCUUCAAUUCCAAAUUCCCUGAAUAUGCUGCAGUAUUUAAAGAUCAGGAUAUUGAUGGCCGCUCUCUUCUCCUUAUGACUAGAAGUGAUGUAGUGAAUGGACUUCAGUUGAAGAUGGGGCCGGCACUGAAAAUUUAUGGUCAUGUGAAAAAGCUGCAGCUUCGCCGAGGUAGCUCACAUGUUCUUUGGGAAUAAGACUUAUUAAGUAUCUUAACUUCAUCCAUUUUAUUAGGGCUCAAACAUUUUAUAAGUGUUACAUUUUUAACUUAUGAAAAAAUGUAAAAGCAAAAAAUUUUGCUGGUGUGUAGACGUCUGACGUCUUGUAAGAUAUUGGCCACAUUAGAAAUUCUUAUUUAUUUCCAGAAGUAUUUUUCCCAAUGUACAGUAACAAGUAGUAAUUGUAGUUGCCUGUCCUUGGGAGUGAAGGGGGAGAUUUUGGCUGUUUUUAUUUCUCUAGUGUUCUUUACUGGGCAUCUUGUCUGUCGGCCUAAUCAUGGGACUUUCAGCACCAUGAUGGUGGUUUGUUUGGUUUUUGUUCUUAGUUUUACUGACAGUAGUUUGCCUUUCAUAGCUGAUGCUGGCAUGAACACUAGUAAUGUAACCAUUGUAUACCAAAUAGAUUUAGUAAAAUAAGCAAUCAGUUGAAAAACCUGUUUUCAUGGUUACCAUUGCAGUCAAACACAAUUAUUCUCUGUGAUUCACGAGCGAUAGAAAUUCUUUCAAUUCAAAAUCAAUAUCUUUCUCCUUUAAUUUCAGGCAAGAUAGAUUAAGAUUGGACUGAUUGCUGAAUUAUGCGUUACAAUUUGAUUGUAUUGUUAUGAAGAGAUGAUAUGCACUCUUCCUUUUCACCAUGGCAUUUAAUGCCACUUGGAGGUUGUUAUUUUUAUUUCAAUAGGGUAACAUUGCUUUGGUUUCUCCUUGUCUGUUUUUUUUUAUUAUUAUUAUGUAACAUAAAGUACUAUAUUUUUACUAUACAUUAUUUUCAUUGAAGUAAAAAUAUAGUAUUGUUUGUUGCGCCACAUGACAAGUAUGCCAAUUGCUUUGGUUUUCUCCUACCAGAGACUGUUUCAGAUGUACAUGUUAUUUUGGGGUUUGUUAAAUUUUACCCUCCUACAAGGAUUUAUAGGUGGUAUUGUUUCAUUUUUUUUCCUCUGUUUUAUAGCAGUACAUUUGUAGAAUGUUGGGUACUUCAAAAUGUAUUCACUCAUUCAUGAAGACUGUGAUCCUAAUAUAGGUUUUGUUUAGUUUAAUACUAUUUUCACCAUGAGACCUGUUGUUUGCUGAGGUGCCUUCUUUGCUUUCCUUUUUUUAAUUGUUACUUUCAAGAUCGAAAAUUUGGUGAAUAAAGUAUCUUUUUUUCAUCUUGAAUAAGGUAUGCUGGUAGAUUCUUUUAAGACUGAAUCCAUGACAUUCUUCAAGUCGUGAAGUUGUAUAUUGUGUGAAAAUAGUGACGAGUCUCACAUAUUUCUUCUACUCUUGAAGUUGUAAGGGUAAGCCUUGCUGUAAGAUCUUCCAUAAUCAUGUUGUAAGUAAAUCUUGUCUAAGAUAUUUUUUCUAAAGACACCAUUCUGAAUGUAAAUGAAACUCUUGCUGACAAGAACAAAAUAAAGAAUCAACUAAGCCUUUUAA